CGAACACGCUCUCAGGGAUCUAAAGACUUGACACCUUUUAAUCCUGAACCCGAGCGCAUUUUAAGAAGAAGGCGAACAACAACUCUUGAAACAAUGGCUCAAGACGGAGAUGAGCAAACAGGCGUGAGAAGAACCAUGUACGACCAGAUUGCCCCGCAAUUCACUGAAGCUGAUGGAAUCACGAUGCCAGGAAUUCAAGCUGUAAACUAUCAGCUUCCUCCUGGUCUAAUCAAUUUGGCACAAAGCAAUCAGUUUGGAGGGGCAAAACAUGAAGAUGCCCGAAGUCAUAUGAUUUGGUUCAACCGUUUGUGCCGUACCUACCGAGCUAAUGGAGUCACAGAAGCUGCCAACAAGCUGAUGCUUUUCCCAUUCUCAUUAAGGGACAAGGCACUGCAUUGGCUAGAUAGUCAUACCUUUGCAAGUUGGGAUGAAUUGUACCAAGGAUUUAUGAACCAAUAUUGUCCAGCAUCUGCAGGGAUCAAGGCUAAAGCUGCUUUGCAGAAUUUCAGGCAAGCACCAACAGAAAGCUUGUGCGAGGCUUGGGAGCGAUACAAAGAGCUUAGAAGUAAAUGUCCAGAGUCAGUCAUGGAGAGCAUUGACACCAUUUUUCACUUCUAUCAUGGACUGACAAUUGAAAGCAAGAAAGAGCUCGACCAUUCCUCAAAGACAGGAUCUAUUCUCAGGCUGACUACACAAGAGAGCGAAGAGUUAGUAGAAACGAUAACUGCCAAUGAAAGGUAUUGGUACGAAGAAAGAACAGAGAGAGCGAUUCCAGUAAGGGCAGGCUUACAUGAAGUUGACCACCAUACGGCGCUAGCAGCAAAGCUUGAAGCUGCUAUAUCCAAGUUUACUAAGCUUCUUGAUAAGCAAGAAAAUACUCAGUCAGUGAAUCAAGUGGGCGUCCAACACGGGGCUGCCCAAGGGAAUCAGACACAUCCUCCAUCUCAAUGCAGGGAUAUUAUAGCCACAUGUGAUCUUUGCUGCGGGACACACUUGACUAAUUUGUGCCCAUACUAUGAAGAAACCGCUCCUUUAACUCAGCACAAGGAGGCGAACUUACUGGAGUAUGCGAGGAAGGGAGAAGGUCCCCUAGCUAACCAGUUUCAGAAUAAUAGAGGUAAUGCUUUUUCGUACAAUAAUCAAAGAGUUAACUAUCCAGGUGGAAAUAACCAGUGGCGAGACAACAACAGAUAUGGUGGAUAUCAGGGAAAUCAGGGGUAUCAAAGGGGGCAAUUUAACAACCCAAACAACCAGGUUUAUGUACCCCCACACCUGAGGCAGCAAGAAGGUCCCUCUCAUGCUCAACAUGACAUUGUGAUGUCUGAAAUAACAAAGCUCAAGGAGGAAAAGGCAGCUGAGACCCGACAGCUUGAUCAACGCUUGAAAUCAAUGGAGACAAAUGUCUCUGACUUGAAGGAAUUAGGGUCUAAAAUUGACCAAUUGGUGUCUGCUCUUAGCGGGAGACAGUUGGGUACCUUACCAAGCACUACUGAGCCUAACCCUCGUGAACAUGUUAAAGCAAUCACGUUGCGGAGUGGCAAUGAAGUCCAAGGUCCUUCAAGAGAAAGUGUAGGGAGUCCAGUAGCUGUCCCGAUCCAAACCAAAGAGGAAGAUCAUACUGUUGAGACUGAAUCUGAGGCUCAACAGGCUACCCGGAAGGUGAAAGGAAAAGUUGUCCAAAGGGAGGAGUUAAACCAAGAAGAGUCAAGACUGUCUUCAGCCCCCACUUUACCCUUUCCUACUCGGGUAAGAAAAGAAGUUGACCGUCGGAGAGAGUACUGGUUUAUGGAGAUGAUGCGCAAGCUACAUGUCGACAUGCCACUUACAGAAGUGCUGGCAGAAAUGCCAAAAUACGCUAAGUUCUUAAAGGAUUUGCUCACAAACAAGAAGAAACUUGAAGAAUACUCUGUGGUGGAUCUCAAUGCAGAAUGCUCGGCAGUAGUACUAAAGAAAAUACCUGAAAAGCUUAAAGAUCCAGGUUCUUUCACUAUUCCCUGCUCCAUUCAUGAUUAUAAUUUUAAAAAUGCUCUUGCUGAUUUAGGAGCCAGCAUCAACUUGAUGCCGGCUUCUUUUGUUAAGAAGUUGGGACUUGGGGAGAUGAAACCAACUAGGAUGUGUCUUCAACUAGCUGACCGUUCUGUUAAGUACCCAAUUGGUGUAGUUGAAGACGUCCUAGUUCGGGUUGGUGAGUUUUCAUUUCCUGUUGAUUUUGUGGUAAUGGAUAUGGAAGAGGACUGUGGUACUCCUCUUAUUUUGGGAAGGCCAUUCUUGGCCACCGCCCGAGCUCUUAUUGAUGUGUCUGAUGGGUCAUUGACUCUGAGAAUUGGGGAGGAUACUUGUACUUUCCGGCUCUCAGAAGUCAUGAACCACUCAGAAGUAUAUGAUGAAAGUUGUAAUUUUCUUGAUGUUUAUGACUGCAUUGAGGACUAUUUGUUUGGGGGGUCAGGUCGGAGUUAUAUUUCUGAUAAUUUUGAAUGUGCUGAAGUCUUGAGUGCUAGGGUGCAUGAUGAUGAUGAAUUUUUGAAACAUGAGCUUAAAUGUUCUGUCGACGACAUUCUGGAAGAAGCUUCACAAGAAGCAACAGGGAGUUCUGAUAUUGAUUCUCCUCCAGUGGAGCAACUCCCAGAACUCAAAAAGCUUCCAGAACACCUUGAGUAUGUUUCUCUGGAUGAUGAGGGCAAACGCCCUGUCAUCAUUUAUUCUAUGUUAGAGAAGGAGGAUAGAGAAAUGGUUUUGGCAGUCCUCCGGCGACGCGAGAAAGUCAUUGCUCGCUCACUCGGGGAUAUUAGGGGAAUUGCGCCUACUUUUUGCACUCAUAGGAUUACAAUUGAGGAAGGGUUCAAACCGACAGUUCAACCACAACGUCGGUUGAACCCUAAUCUGAUGGAAGUUGUUAAGACUGAGAUCAUACGACUGUUGGAUGCGGAUAUCAUAUACCCGAUAUCUGACAGUAGUUGGGUCAGUCCUAUUCAUAUGGUCCCCAAAAAAGGGGGAAUGACUGUGAUCGAAAGUGAUAGGGGGGAGCUUUUGCCUACUCGUACUGUGUCCGGAUGGCGUAUGGUUAUUGACUAUCGAAAAUUAAAUGAUGCCACCCGAAAGGAUCACUUCCCCUUACCAUUUAUCGAUCAACUAGUUGAGAGCUUGGCGGGGCAUGGGUACUAUUGCUUUCUGGAUGGUAUGAGUGGUUAUUUUCAAAUUCAUGUGGAUCCCAAAGACCAAGAGAAGACUACAUUCACUUGUCCUUUUGGAACAUUUGCCUUCCGUAGGAUGCCUUUUGGUCUUUGUAAUGCCCCUGCCACUUUUAUGAGAUGUAUGUUGGCUAUUUUUGACAAAUUCAUUGGUAACUUUAUGGAAAUCUUCAUGGAUGAUUUUUCUAUAUUUGGUGAUACUUUUGAUGCAUGUUUGACUAACCUGGAUAGGGUGUUAGCCAGAUGUGAAGAGACCAACCUGGCCUUGAGCUGGGGAAAAUGCCAUUUCAUGGUCCAGGAAGGUGUUGUUUUGGGGCACAAGGUUUCUAAAGAAGGUAUUGAAGUUGAUAGGGCCAAGGUUGAGGCUAUUGAGAAACUACCUUAUCCAACAACGGUAAAAGCCAUACGCAGCUUCCUUGGACACGCUGGCUUUUACCGUCGUUUUAUACAUGAUUUCUCUAAAAUAGCCCGACCCUUGACCACUCUUCUUGGGAAGGACGUUCCUUUUGUAUUCACUGAUGAAUGUAGAAAUGCUUUUGUCACUCUUAAGAAAAAGUUGACUGAGGCUCCGGUCUUAGUGGCACCUGACUGGACGUUGCCCUUUGAAAUUAUGUGCGACGCUAGCGACCAAGUUGUUGGGGCUAUCUUAGGUCAAACUAAGGAUAAGCACUUUCGCCCCAUCUACUACGCUAGCAAGACUUUGUCGGGGCCUCAGCUCAACUAUACUACCACUGAAAAGGAAUUUUUGGCUAUUGUGUUUGCUCUAGAGAAAUUUAGACCUUAUAUCAUUCUUUCGAAGGUAAUUGUCUUCUCUGACCAUUCGGCAUUGAGAUACUUACUUCAGAAGAAUGAUGCAAGGCCUAGGCUUCUCCGUUGGGUUCUUUUAUUGCAGGAAUUUGAUGUUGAGAUCAGGGAUCGGAAGGGGACUGCUAAUCAAGCUGCAGACCAUCUUUCUAGAUUGGAUGCUGAGGUGGUGGAUACUUUUAGGAAGUUUGAGAUUGCAGAAUCUUUCCCCGAUGAGAGGCUCAUGUCUGCCCAACAUAGUUCAGAGGCACCCUGGUAUGCGGAUCUUGCAAAUUUCAUUGUUGGUAAGAUUGAGCCUAUUGACAUGUCUCGCCAUCUGAUUAAGAGAUUGAGAUCUGAGGCAAAACACUACUUCUGGGAUGACCCAUUUCUGUUUAAAAUAUGUGCUGACCAAGUAGUAAGGAGGUGUGUGUCUAAUCAAGAAGGGAGAGAGAUCCUGGAACACUGUCAUGCAGGGCCCACGGGGGGCCACCUUUCGGGAGAGCGGACUGCUCGAAGAGUACUUGACUGUGGCUUUUAUUGGCCCACUAUCUUUAAGGAUGCCCAUGCUUAUGUUUCAUCUUGUGACCACUGUCAGCGAACGGGGAACAUAUCCAAGAGGGAUGAAAUGCCGCAACAUUACAUUUUGCCCUGUGAAUUAUUCGAUGUAUGGGGCAUUGAUUUCAUGGGACCCUUUCCGAGCUCACGAGGAAACAAGUUCAUUCUAGUUGCAGUCGACUAUGUGUCCAAGUGGGUGGAGGCCCAAGCAUGUUCGAAAAAUGACACUCGGGUGGUUGUAAGAUUCUUAAGGAAGCUGUUUGCACGAUUUGGCGUCCCAAGGGUUUUGAUUAGUGAUAGAGGUACCCAUUUCAGAAGUGACCCAUUGGCUCGUACUUUGCAGCGGUAUGGCAUUCAACACAGAUGUGGGGUGGCUUACCACCCCCAAUCUCAGGGACAGGUGGAAAACACAAACAGAGACAUCAAGUCUGUAUUGGAGAAAACAGUUUCCAGGUCAAGGAAGGAUUGGUCUGACAAACUUGAUGAUGCACUAUGGGCACUUCGUACAGCAUACAAGACACCUAUCGGUACAACGCCGUUUAGGCUGGUUUAUGGGAAAUCAUGCCACCUCCCAGUGGAGAUAGAGCAUAAGGCGCUCUGGGCUUUGAAGACUGUGGUAUUUGACCUUCAGGGCGCUGUAAAAGAGAGAUUUUAUCAACUUGAUGAGUUAGAAGAGUGGCGGGCCUCAGCUUUUCACAACAAUCACCUUUACAAGGAGCGAGUGAAGCACUACCAUGAUAAGCACAUUAAAAAGUCACGAGAGUUUGAAGUUGGUGAUCAAGUUCUGUUGUACAACUCCCGGCUGAAAUUAUUCCCUGGAAAGCUGCGAUCUAGAUGGACUGGUCCUUUCACAGUGACAGAAAUCUACCCAUACGGAACCAUUGGGUUGUACAGUUCGGAGAAGGGAAACUUCAAGGUAAAUGGGCAGCAAGUUAAACUAUAUCAUGGUGGCCUAGUGAAUAAAGAGAAGGAGGUUUUGCACCUCACUACACUUGAGGUAUGAUUAAUUUGUGGUGUCCGGCUGAAGACGUUAAACUUAGCGCUGUUUGGGAGGCAACCCAAGUGAUGUUGUGGGUAUACCAUCAGAAAACCCUCACGAGACCCUCACUCGUCCUCUUGGGUUCACUGAGGGGUUCAAAAGGGCUUGUUGCACGUGCUAAGUGCAAUCGUGAUCCCUACGAAAGUGGCUUCUUCUAUUUUUUUUUUUCAUCAUUAUUUUUCAAUACCGUUUUAGUGUUGCAUCCUUGCUCCCGUUCGAUGUUCAUCAUUCUAUUGCAGUCAUGGUUGUGGCAUUUUUUUUUUGUAGUCAUUUGUUUUAUCCACCCCUCCCUUGAGUUUUUGCUCUCUUUGCUUUUUCCCACUUAAACAAGGCAUUUUUUUCGUCAUCGAGGACGAUGUCGAGUUCAAGUGUGGAGGGGUUACAUAACUGCUCAUGAAAAGGGGAGGAUAAGGAUUUGUGCAUAUUUGCCAUGCUAAGGUCACUGUGUUAGUUUUCUUCACCCAUUAUUGAUUUUCCCAAAUUUUCAAAAGUUUUUGUUAUCUUUCCCUUUUUGCUCCUGUAAAAUUAUCGUCCCUUCACUUUUUUUAAUUAUAACAUUGUUAGCGAAUAGAAUAACUUACAAGCUUAAAUUGCUUAGCUUUUUCUGCAUAUACUUGAGGUGAUAGAGGCCUGUUUGCACCUACUUUCUUUCUCAUCCUCUAGUUUUUUCGGUGCAUUCAGUUUUGACUCAAUAAUUUCUGCAAGUUUAGUGUGAUUUUUGUAUUUAUUUUGUAUAUGUUGUUGCUAUUUGCCUGUUUGGGAAUUAAGAAGCUGAGAAAGAGUGCAGGUUUGUCUAUUUGGAAUGGUCUAUUUUUUUUUUUUUGUCAAAUGAUUUCAACUGAGAAGAACUUGGUGGCGUCUUUGCAAAUAAGCCUUACCAGCCGUGAAAAAAAAGAGAAAAAGAAAAGGACAACACAAAAGUGUCUGCUCCAAUUCAAAUUGAUUCAAUAAGUGCCAAUGCACAUGUGUGUGUGAGUUGCUGGCUUUGGUUGAUGCAAGGAUUGUCGGCAAAGCUUAUCUCCCAAAAAGCAUACCUUUUUUAAGGGUUUAGAUGAGGGGGGUAACCAAGUUUACUCAAAAAGGGUCAAGAGCUUAAUAAGAAGACUUUUCCAAAUGGGCAUAUCUGCAAUUCUCAGUCUGAUUGACCCAACAGGUAUUUUAGCUACAGUGUGUACAAAAUACUUACAAACAUUUCACUUUUCUUCUCUCUCACCCUCUAAAGUCCUCUUGAUCUUGUGUAUGAGUUUUAGCUUAAGCUGCUUGUAUGCUUCUAUCAUGACAUUGUUGGAUUAAAUUUGUUGACUGGUUUGGUGCAAUUAAAAGAAAAUCUAACAAAGAUGGUUGAGACUUGGGGAGGAUAACUGGUGGUUGUACAAAAUUUGCAUUAGUUACUCAAGCAUGUCAUGUUUGCACUGAUUAUUUUCUCUUCUCGCUGCUUGACGGUUUUGUGCUUGAGGGCAAGCACAACUUAAGUGUGGAGGGGUUUGAUAAGUGGCAACCAUGACUAGAUUUUGAGCAUGCUUUAGGCCCAAUUUUCCAUAUAAAUGUUUUUCUUUUGUCGCUAACUAGCGGGAAAUCCUUAGUUUUAUCAUUUUGGUGGUAUUCCGCGUGUUUCGUUGUUUUUGGAUGGAUUUGCAGACUUUGGAACCCGUUUGAAGUUAAAUUGGAGUAAAGCUUGAAUUUUGGGCAGAUUAGUUGGGCCUCACAGCCCAAGAAAAAGGAAAGUGGCGUGUGUUUCUCUCAACCAGCAAACUCAAAAGAAAAAAAACGGCAGCCAGACUGAUGAGGAUCAGCGGAGGAUUUUUAGGAAGAAAACGGUUCUUAAGCGAAGGAAUAGGCAGAAAAAAAAACGGCUGCGGAAGAGAUCAAAAUCAUCUCCCUGAUUAGCAUUUAAAGAGGAGGAGGAAGAAUCACUCGACAACCUUUUUUUUUCAGUCGCACCAUGCUUCAAGAAAAUAGGAGAUUAGCAGGCUGGGAUUUUUAAUUCUUUACACAUCUGCACCAGGGGAGAACAAGCCUCAAGUUGAAGAAAAGAAAACAAAAACUGCAGCCGCUAGUUUGGAGAAGAGCACCAGCCGUAUGUUCUGGAAAAAAAAAAUGCAGCAGCCAUAGGUUCUGUUUUUUUUUCUAGCAGCAGCAAGAUGCAUUCAAUUUUAAUUCUUAACCCUUUAAUCACUUAAGCACUACUAAUUGCUCUAGAAUUUCAUCUCAAUUGAUAUUGGUAUGUCAGUUUUUUUUGUGGAUUGGAAUGCAUUCAACCAAUUGUGUUAGUUUUUGUGUAUCAUGUUUGGCUAAUUCUGAAUGGAGUUUGGAUUCGUACAAG
Cuscuta europaea is the source of this 7891-nucleotide messenger RNA. NCBI's taxonomy places the organism in Eukaryota, Viridiplantae, Streptophyta, Magnoliopsida, Solanales, Convolvulaceae. The record is from the annotation of a GenBank genome assembly.